AACAGUCGGGUUUCUAAGGGGUCGGGGCGGACCCGCCCCGAGAAAGUUUGACAGGAAGGAAAUCCUCUUUAGUUUCUGGGAAUCGAAUAGUCAAACUCAAAGGUGUUGACUUAAAAAUGUCAAACUGGACCUUGCUCCGCCACAGCCGUAGCUGUCUUUCGCGGUUUAAAACGCAGCGUUUUCAGAAAAAUGCACCUCUAGGAUCGUCAUUCUCCACCUCCGACGAGGCCCAAGCUGACAAUGAGAUUCCAGUCCAAGCAGCACCGCCGCCGGUCCAGGUCCAGCUCACGGAGUCAUCCGGCCGAGGAGUUUUCGCUACUAGGAGAAUUAGCGCCGGAGAGCUCUUACACACGGCUAAACCCCUCGUCUCUUACCCUUCUCUCUCUACCAUCCAAAGUGUCUGUUAUUUCUGUCUCAAAAAGGUUAAAAAUUCUGCAGUUGAUCAAUCUCCAAGUGUUGCUUUUUGCAGUGAGAAGUGCGAAGAACAAGCUAAGUCUUUCCUUGGUGUCGAGGGCAAAGCAGAUUGGGUAGAUUUUAAUGACUAUUGCCGGUCUCAUGGUUUAAAAUAUCCACUCCUAGUAAAGCGGUUUGCAUGUAUGGUCCUAUCAGGAGCCACAUCUGCUGACCUUCUCGACAUACUUCAGCCUGCUAUGUUGUCUCCUCGGAUGAUUUCAGAGAUGGAAGAAGGCUUUGAUAUCCUGAAGAGUGCUUUCAAAGUGGCAAAAUUUCCUGAUGAAAAGAUGGCAUUUUUAACCAAGCAAUGGUACACUGGAAUUCUGGCACGGAUUCGAAUUAAUGCGUUUCGAAUUGAGUGUGCUGGAGGACUUUAUGAAGAUCUUCUCCAAGCUGCUGCAGCCUCUGUAGAAGCUGAAGGUGCUGUAGGAAAUGCCGUUUAUAUGCUUCCUUCGUUCUAUAAUCAUGACUGUGAUCCCAACACCCACAUCAUAUGGAUAGAGAGUGCAGAUGCGAAAUUGAUGGCUCUGCGUGAUGUGGAGGAAGGUGAAGAGCUUCGGAUAUGCUACAUAGAUGCUAGUAUGGAUCGCGAUGCUCGUCAAACUUUCCUGUCCCAAGGGUUUGGUUUUCAUUGCACUUGUCUAAGGUGUAUGUCUGGUGAUUAAAAUGUGUUUCAAAGAGAAAGACUUUUGUAUUCGUGGGGUUGGGAGUGGGGAUGAGGCUUUUAUCGGCAUUGGCUUUUCUCUUCAGUAUAUUUUGAGUGUUUUUUUUAGGCAUAAUAGAAGAAAGAGAGAUCUAGGAGCUCCCUUUGGGAUCCUUGCUUUCAACAUGUUGAGAGAUUUAAUGAUUUCCCAAUGUUGAGUAUCAAACUUGGUUAUGGUCCUUUGAAAACUACAGUAACCACAGAACAAGAUCUCACAAAAAACAAUCCAAAGACAAAUAUAGUGAUGUCCCUAGCAAACUUUGAAAUAAGAUAUGACUUGGUUUGGCAA
Molecule: messenger RNA, 1445 nt
Organism: Cannabis sativa
Lineage: Eukaryota; Viridiplantae; Streptophyta; Magnoliopsida; Rosales; Cannabaceae
Product: histone-lysine N-methyltransferase ATXR4
Exons: 7
Coding region: 117-1118 (333 amino acids)
Cellular component (GO): nucleus
Molecular function (GO): protein binding
Source: RefSeq, a predicted model, not a curated record